Messenger RNA from Piliocolobus tephrosceles (Ugandan red Colobus), 1466 nucleotides. RefSeq names its product HEAT repeat-containing protein 6-like. The record is from RefSeq and is a predicted model, not a curated record. NCBI's taxonomy places the organism in Eukaryota, Metazoa, Chordata, Mammalia, Primates, Cercopithecidae. Bases 452 to 1087 code for a protein of 211 amino acids. The transcript has 2 exons.
GUUUCCCUUCACUCCCUGGUGGAAAGCCUCUUGGGACAAUACACACCAAUCUACAUUGUUGUUAAAGAUGUUUGUCACAUGUUAUUUAUCACAGUAUGAGGAAAAAAUGGAGACGUACUGAAAACAAGUUUAGGAGAACAUUGAAAUACAUCAUUACCUAUACAAUGGUAUAUAUAAUGGGAUAUUUUGUUGCCAUUUAAAAUUACUUACAAGAAUUUUAUAAUCUGGAAAAAUACUUCUGAUGUUAAACAAAUGAAAGCAGGUAUUAAAUCAUUUCUACAGAAUGACCUCAAUCGAUGGGUAGAAAAAAGACUGAAAGGAAAUUGGACCAGUUAUUAACAGUGAUUGCCUCUGGUUGAGUAGGAUUUUUUCUGUUUUCAUUUUCUCAGUUGUCUACAAUAAGCAUAUAUUGUUUUAAUGGUCAAGAAAAAAGGAAGGAAACAAAACUGGAAUGAGAGGGGAUAUAAACUGGAAAUCCCCUGUGAGCUGUGUACAGAAGUGGAUGCCAUUAAUAAAUGGACAGCCCCAUGGACUCCCAGGCUAUAGUGCCCUGACAUCGGUCGUGACAUCGUGCAAGAACUUCAAAGUGCGCAUCAGAUCUGCCGCUGCCCUUUCCGUCCCGGGGAAGAGAGAGCAGUAUGGGUCUGUUGAACAGUAUGCUCGGAUCUGGAAUGCAUUGGUCACCGCCUUACAGAAGAGCGAAGACACCACAGACUUUUUGGAAUUCCAGUACUGUGCCAGCCUGCGGACCCAAAUCUGCCAGGCACUGAUUCACCUCUUGAGCUUGGCCAGUGUCUCGGACCUCCCUUGUAUCAAAGAAAUCCUUGAACUGAAUGGGAAUAUGGUCCAGUCCUAUAUCCUACAGUUUUUAAAAUCUGGAGCAGAGGGAGAUGACACUGGAGCACCUCACAGCCCACAGGAAACUGACCAGAUGGUCAGAAUGGCCCUUAAGCACAUGGGCAGCAUCCAGGCACCAGCUGGAGACACAGCCAGAAGGGCCAUCAUGGGCUUUUUAGAAGAGAUCCUGGCCAUUUGUUUUGACUCAUCUGGAUCACAAGGGGCACUCCCAGGGUUAACCAAUCAGUGAGGAUCCCACCAUACUUUCUAGGUAUCGAAGGUAGCAGUAGGAAGACCUGAGCUUGAGCAUAAGAUCUGUGGGAUUUCAUCCUAGGAGCAGAAACAAUCCAUUCACUAUUUAUUUAGAAUGACUUAGCAGCAAUUUAAAUUUUCACAGAGGGCUCAACCAUCUUUGGAGUGGCUCCAUGGCACUGGCCAUGGUCAGGGUUGUUGGAACGUCUGACCUGUGCAUCCAGGAGCCGAGGAGUCAGGUUAUAUUAUAGGCUAAGCAGACAGGGGCUUUGAGGGCAUUUAGUCUCAGAAAAAAAAAAAGUAGGAGGAUUUAGGAAUUAGAAUUUUAUAUAUUGUAUCUGUAGUUUUGUAAUAAACUAAAGAAGAAUUAUGUGUCC